AUGCCGACACGGGGUGCCAUACGGGCCAUCGUACGCGCUCGAGUUGGCGGCGGGGGCCGAGUUCUUUCCCGCGGUGAGUCUGUUUCGACGGCGAUUGGGUCGAUGGCGCUGUCUUGUGCGAAUGAAGUGAUGAGCGUGUUUCGAGAGGCCAUCCACCACGACAACGACGCCGUGAGGAUGCGGUGGCUGGCACCGAUGGUGGCGCAGUUCGAACAUGUGCCUGUGGGCAAGGACGUCGAUCCUUUGACUGUAAACGAAGCUGGCCCUGAACACAAGUGCAUCCAGUACAAGCUCUUUCACGGCGGUGUGCACAAACGAACGGAAAAAAACGCCUUCCUCAAGCAAUUCAUGGACGGACAUUGGUCGACCUUGGACAAGACGAUGCUGCGAUUUGUGGGCGGGAGUGCGCUGGUGCUACGGAUGGGCGGGCCCGCCCUCGACCGCGCCAUUCGGGGCGUGGUCGUGUACCUCCUCGCUCUGCAAGUCGCGAGCGAUGGCGGCGCCGAGCUAGAUCCAAGCACCAACCCAAAAAUCAACUCGCUCAGUCCGUCGCAUUUCCAACGCCAACUGUCUGGUCCCCAAACCCAGUUUGACAUGUUGUACUCGGAGAUGUAG
Aphanomyces astaci is the source of this 615-nucleotide messenger RNA. RefSeq lists its product as hypothetical. The transcript has 3 exons. The record is from RefSeq and is a predicted model, not a curated record. NCBI's taxonomy places the organism in Eukaryota, Oomycota, Saprolegniomycetes, Saprolegniales, Verrucalvaceae. The coding region runs from base 1 to 615 and encodes 204 amino acids.